AUGCCAUCUCGCUAUCGCACAUUACUCGGCAAGGCGUCGAAACCUUGGCACCGAGCGCGAAAUGAGCCUAUGAGAUCGACUCCGCGGGACACGCCGCGCGCGCAGGCAUUGGCCACGCCGGAACCCCUACAGCCAGCUCCGACGAGCGACACAACUUUAUCCGCUACGUCAUCGACUGUGAACGAAGAGCUGGAGGACAUUUGGGACGACGCUGUCUGCGAGUUCAGGGAGAUCACCGGCAUUGAUCUCACUGACCAGGAAACCGAUCUAUACCUGCGCAUUCAGGAUUGCCACAGUCAUCGCUCUGUGGUGGCUGCUAUCGAUAGAGUCGCGCAAGAUCUCAAGGCACACCAUCAUCAAAGUGACCAUGUCGGAACGAAGAUUCGCGCAUCACUCCGCCCCAUUGUGCGCGCUAUGCUCCGUGCCGGUGUAUUCGAUAUAGGCGGAGAAGCUGCAGCCAGUUUGUCAAUUCCUGGAGGGAAAGCGAUCUUUGUGGCUAUCGGGGUGUUGCUGAAGGCAACCGAAGGUGUCCCCGCCCGCGUCGACGCUGUGUCCGCUCUAUUGAGGAAGUACAAGCAAUAUGUCUCGCGUCUAGAUGUACGCAUGGCAGGCUCUCCUCUCAAUCACGCCUCUCGUGCGCUGGCGGUCGCAAUAUUUGCUGAUAUGUUGCGCACCUUUGCCGUAGCUACCAAGUUGAUGCGGCAGAAUCGUCUAGUUCAAUUCCUCGCUAUCCUCGCGGGUAAAGGCGAUGACGUCGCGGAUCUAUCCAAGAGCACGGAAGAGCUCCUACAGGAAGAGACGCGCUUGACCUUAUCUGAGGUGCAUAGUGCUAUCAGCCUCCUCUCCAAGAGGUUCUGUGAUGAACUGGAUAGGUCGGAUAAGGCAAUGAGGGCCGUAUCAUCCAAGGUUGACACAUUGUCUGCGGGAAUCGGCACAAUAUCUUCUGCUGUGGCACACGUGUCUUCCGGCGUCAGUCUUGUUCAUACUGGUUUAGCCGAGGUGACCUCGUGCCUUACAACAUCGGGCAUUCUGGCUGUGCCGUCAAGGUUCGAUGGCCAUAUUGAGGAGACAAAGGCUAAGAUAGAUGGUCUACACCAAACUGUCGCAGCUUAUUCGAACAAGAUUCUUGCCCAGGUAUCCGAGCAGACCCGAGGUCGGUAUCGUUUAGAUCACAAUUCGUUCUACCCCUUGACGUUGACCGUUAACGGUCUCGGCAGAGCGGCUUUCGCAACACGUCCCGUACCAUUGGACAUGACAUCAACGAUCCCGGCUACCUCCGUCACCGCGUUUUCCGCAAGAGUGUCCCUGAUGUAUCAUGAUAUAGUGUCUUUCACUCGGCUGGCUGGCGACCUGAUCUCCUCAUACAACGAACUCCCUUUCGAAGAUCAAGUUCUAUUGCAGCGAGUCAUCGCGCACCUAUACGUGACCUCAGCGACAAGGGUAGUGGGCGGGAGCACCGACAACACGUUCGAAGUCGUCAUCCUCAGUCUUAUACAAUUGGACGCCGUCGUGCUCGCCUUUCUCCCUCUGGCCGCCAUAUACCUUGCCGUCUUUGUAUACUGGAAGAUCUUUGUCUCUGGAGUCCUGCGGAGGAUACCUGCGACAAUUGGUCAAGAGACUUUCGUCGUUGUUGAUGUCUUAGGGGUGCCGCUUGAAGUGCCGCUGGACAUGUGCCGCUCUUGGCAGGAUCUCCAUUCUUUCCUCGUACGCAGGUUCUCAGGACAGACCGGGGUGAUCAGCACCAUCAAUGGUUAUGUUCGCUCUCACGAGUACAGGAUCAUGAGUGCCGAUGAGGGCUCGGCCAUCAUCGAACCGCACCUCUGGGAGGAAACGGUCCGAGCUGGCAUGGUUGUUGAGAUGAGCAUCGUCAUGCGUCAGCUGUCGGUUUUGCUUCAAUGUCCUCGCUGCCAUACCGAGGUGUUACGGCCACCGUAUGACGCAUGGGUACAGUGCGCUUUGUGUGGAGGUUCGUACCGGCCGUCAAAGGACGACGCGCACGAAGACCUGCAGAAUCGUCCAACCUCCGACGUUUUCCUUCGCCGCGAUCAGCCACUGUCUCAACAUACUCUUCAAGCUCUCCCACGCACGGAGACCAGCACCCGCGGGUCAGGCCAAGUAGUUCAGUGGGGACGUGACUCGUGCUCGGCGCGGAAUACAACGAGAGCAUCGAACCACAGGGUGGCCUCGACCGAUGAAGAUCUCCACAAUCUCGACCUGGUCAAACGAAUUCUUGUCUUUCAUUCCAUCGAAAGACGUCUCACGCCUUCGGCGAGAACUCAACUAUACAUAGUAUUCCAUAGAUCACCCGGACGCAGAACGUUCGCGUGGUCACUCGUUCCACAUCUUGAAGGCGUACCGUUCCCCGGACUCAGCCCUAUCAACCACUACGAGAUCAUGCAAGAGCGAAGAGGGAUGAACGCCGAGCUCAGAUGGAUCACUGUCGUACGGCCCCGCGCUUUCCACACCUCAUCUGGCUUCUUGGGUGUGCUCGCCCUUCCCCCGUGUAGGUGGUCGACGAGUAUCGGGGAAGUAACCGACGUAUUGAUGAGGCAUCACGAGCCCGAGCCAUGCUAUCUUUCGGCCGAGGAGCGAAGAAGGUGGACAUGUCCGAAGUGGAUCUGCGACCUCCUUGUGGAGUGGGGCCCAGGAUGGGGAAUGAGGGCCGUGGCUAAUCGCGCGGCCUUGUUCUUUUAUAUCAGUGCACAAAGUGUCCGGCUGGAGAAUGCUAAGUUUCACGAGCGCGUGCACACCGACGAUGGAUACGCGUACCCAUGCGUGCAAUACCUGUAG
Messenger RNA from Peniophora sp. CBMAI 1063, 2790 nucleotides. The record is from the annotation of a GenBank genome assembly. Lineage: Eukaryota; Fungi; Basidiomycota; Agaricomycetes; Russulales; Peniophoraceae.